AUGACCACACUGAAAAUCAUCAAAAACCGUAUAAAAUCAGUGACAAACACAAAAAAGAUCACACAAUCAAUGAAAAUAGUAUCUGCAUCGAAAUAUGCCCGUGCAGAACAGGAUCUCCAGAACGCCAGACCUAUGGGUGAAGUACCCAGGAUUUUUUAUCAAGAAAUUAAAAUGAUUUCUCCUGUUGAAAUGAACGCCCAGCUUUUAGUUGCACUGACAUCUGAUAAUGGAUUGUGUGGUGCUAUUCAUUCUGGUAUAGCAAAAGUAAUUCAUAAAAAUGUUCGAGACGAUCCAAUCUUAGCUUUGAAAACUAAACUCAUAUGUAUCGGUCAGUAUUCCAUGUCACUUCUUUCAAGAACAUUUCCAGAAAAACUUAUUUGGGCAGCUAAACACGUUGGCAAAAAAACAAUCACAUUUUUGGAUGCUGCAUUAAUCGCUAUGAAGAUCAAUAAAUGCAUCACCGAGCACAAUUUUACAAUAACGAAGAUAUAUUACAAUCAAUGUUUAUCUCGCAUGUCUUAUAAGGCAGAAGUCAUAGAUUUAUACCACAAAGGUGCAGUGAAAGCUGGAAAAAAAUUUUUGUUGUACGAUGAGAUUGAAGAAGAAAUACUAGAAAGCUACUUGGAAUUUUCCUACGUAGUGCUCAUUUAUUGGAUGAUGAAAGAAAGCGCUUGUAGUGAACUUGCAGCAAGAAUAGUGGCAAUGGACAAUGCUACGAAAAAUGCUGGAAAAAUGACCGAAUCGUUGAAUCAUCAGUUACAUCGAACUCGUCAAGCUAUGAUUACAAAUGACCUCACAGAGAUCAUAGCUGGAGCAAAUACUGUUAGUAAAUGA
Messenger RNA from Athalia rosae (coleseed sawfly), 834 nucleotides. RefSeq names its product ATP synthase subunit gamma, mitochondrial-like. Gene Ontology annotation, molecular function: proton-transporting ATP synthase activity, rotational mechanism. The transcript has a single exon. The record is from RefSeq and is a predicted model, not a curated record. The coding region runs from base 1 to 834 and encodes 277 amino acids. Gene Ontology annotation, biological process: proton motive force-driven ATP synthesis. NCBI's taxonomy places the organism in Eukaryota, Metazoa, Arthropoda, Insecta, Hymenoptera, Athaliidae.